This is a messenger RNA of Sclerotinia sclerotiorum 1980 UF-70, 876 nucleotides long. RefSeq lists its product as hypothetical. The record is from RefSeq and is a predicted model, not a curated record. Lineage: Eukaryota; Fungi; Ascomycota; Leotiomycetes; Helotiales; Sclerotiniaceae. Gene Ontology annotation, biological process: peptidyl-lysine monomethylation. Gene Ontology annotation, molecular function: protein-lysine N-methyltransferase activity; protein binding. Bases 1 to 876 code for a protein of 291 amino acids. The transcript is spliced from 4 exons.
AUGCAAGUACAUGAAGAGUUUACAAAAUGGGCUGUUGAUCAUGGCGCCAUCAUCGAUGGAGUCUCGCCGUUCCGAUUUCCAGGAAAGGGUUUGGGACUGGUUGCGAACAAGAAUUUCGAGAUAGGCGAUACUCUGGUGCGGGUGCCCAUAAAGGUGCUUCGUAAAUCUACAGAUGUGCCUUCUCAGUAUUCCGGGUUGGCACCAAAUGUAAAUGUUCAUGCGCUUCUGGCUCUGACCUUGGAUUCUCUGCUCGGGCCAGAAUGGAAAGCCGCCCUUCCUUCCAAACAAGACAUGCAUAGCUCCAUGCCCUUGUUUUGGGAUCCCUCGUUAUCGGAGCUUCUUCCAUACUCAGCGCAAACUCUCCUGAAAGUGCAGAAAGAGAAGAUCGGCUCCGCCUGGACAGUUAUCUGUAAAGCGUUCCCGGAACCACCAAUAUCGUACGAUGAAUUCAUGUACAACUAUAGUAUUGUCAACAGUAGAACAUUUUAUUAUCUCUCACCAACUAUCAAAUCCUCUAAACUCCAACCACCGAAGGAGGAUCGCCUUGCGUUGAACCCAUUCGCAGACUACAUGAACCAUAGUUCACAACCCACGGUUAAUGCGACCCUUAGUCGCGCUGGCUACACACUUACGGCCUCACAGCCGAUAAAGGAAGGUUCCGAAGUGCAUAUUUCAUACGGAAGUCACAACAACGAUUUCUUACUCAUCGAGUACGGACGUCAUGGAAACAAUUCAGAGGAUAAACAAAACACGCGCAGGGCUGAAUGGCCAGAGAGAUACGUUGAAUGGACGCUCAAAACAGCUUGUUAUGCUGUUGGAAGGGGCCUUGAAUCGAAUAAAAUGCUGAAGCUCACCAAGCUCACUGCGAUUAUAUGA